UAUCUAAAGCGACGACUAGAACAAAAUAAACAUUUUUUCUUUAAAAAAUGGGCAGGGUAAGAAUCUCCUUGGAAAUUCCUCGCCGGAACAUGUCGUCAUAUCAUAUCUAUGAUGCAAUACAACCUUGGCAAGAUAUCCUAAUUAGAAAUGGAGUUGGAAUUAAGAAAUUCCUUAUUCCUUUCACUAUUCGUUUAGUGUUUGUGUUUGUAGGUCUCACGCCUUAUGUAUUGAUUUGUGGCUCUUUAAAUUCUAAGUUUUUUCGGCAAUCAUGGGAUGUAAUUCUUCUAAACUCGAAAUUGCAAAAUCAACUGUAACUACUCAGGACGAUGACAGUGAGUUUGUGGAAGAUGUGGUGUGUAAAGUGCAAGAUAUUAAUGAAAAUGAAAUGAAAACCUUCGAACUGAAUGUACAAAAGGUAUUGCUGGUAAAACAGAAUGGUAAAAUAAGUGCCCUCGGAACAAAAUGUACCCAUUAUGGUGCUCCUUUAGUAAACGGGGCUCUGGGAGAUGGCAGAGUGAGAUGUCAGUGGCAUGGAGCAUGUUUCAGUCUGGCUACAGGAGAUAUUGAGGAUUUUCCAGGGCUGGAUUCCUUGCCUUGCUAUAAAGUUACUAUUGAAGAUGACAAUGUUAAGGUUAGAGCUAGGAAGUCUGAACUGUCGACCAAUAAAAGAGAAAAAGCAAUGGUUCUGAAAAGUUCUGCGGAACCACAGAAAAUUGUGGCUAUCGGUGGAGGUCCUGCAGGUGCUACAUUGGUUGAGACACUGAGACAAGAAGGAUUUCAAGGUGAUAUUACUUUAGUAUGUAGAGAAAACUACUUGCCUUAUGAUAGAGUUAAAGUUAGCAAAGCUAUGGACUUUGAGAUAGAGAAAGCAGAAUUUAGAACUGAUAAGUAUUAUAAGGAUCAUGACAUUACUGUUUUGAAGGGUAUUAAAGCUAUUGGAGUGGACACAUCGGCGAAAACAGUAUCUUUAUCUGAUGGAAAACAGAUCCCUUAUGACAAGUUAUUUGUAGCCACGGGCUGCAAACCGAGAAAAUUGAACAAUCCAGGUUCUAGUUUGAAAAACGUUUUAGUUCUGAAGGAUUAUUCAGACUCGGUGUAUGCCUACUCACAACUUAAUCCAGAAGCAGAAAUUGUCGUUCUUGGAUCGAGUUUCAUCGGAAUGGAAGCGGCAAACUAUUGCGUUGACAAAGUGAAGAGCGUCACUGUGAUCGGUCGAAGUAACGCACCUUUUAUAAAUAUGUGGGGAGAGCGAAUCGGUUUGGCCAUUUUGAAGAUGUUUGAGAACAAGGGAGUUAAAUUUAUUCCUAAUAGUGGCAUUAAAAAGAUCAAUGACAACGGAGAGGGCGCUAUUUCAAGUGUGGAAUUGAACGACGGUCAAAUUUUGAAAGCCGACAUUCUGUUUAUGGGUAUAGGUAGCGGUUACUACACCGAAUUUUUGAAGGGAUCAGGUGUCGAAUUACAGCCAGACGGGUCUAUAGAAACCAACCAGUAUUUACAAACAAAUAUUCCUGACGUAUACGCAGGGGGUGAUAUCGCUUAUUCGCCAGUGUGGUCUUAUCAUGACAGAAAAGUAGCAAUUGGACAUUAUGGUUUGGCCCACUACCACGGUAAAAUGGCCGCUUUGAAUAUGCUGGGCAAGCAGACACCCAUCAAGAGCGUACCAUACUUCUGGACCAUGCUUUUCGGGAAAGGUUUCCGAUAUGCCGGACAUGGAGCAUACGAUGACGUCAUCUACGCUGGGGAUGUAGACAAUUUGAAAUUUAUGGCAUACUUUUUGAAAGGCGACGAAGUUGUAUCUACCACGUCGUGUGGUAUGGAUCCUCUAGUUUCUAAAUUCGCCGAAAGACUUGCCCAAGGAAGAAAACUAUACAGGAAAGAUAUUCAAGAGGACCCAUUAGCUUGGACCAAAAGUUUAUAAGAAAAAGUAUUGCACAGUACUUAAGUAUUUUAAAAGAACUUUAACUUAAAAAAAAACAAUUUUAUAUUGACUCUUUUUUUGUUGUGUUUUGCUUUUUAAGUCCAAUUUUUAAAUGUUUAUACGUAUAUCAAUGUUAUAAAUGAUUUAUUGUACAGAUCAUGUGCUUCAAAGUAUUAUUAAAUUAUUUAAUAUA
Messenger RNA from Sitophilus oryzae (rice weevil), 2111 nucleotides. Its product is annotated as apoptosis-inducing factor 3. Gene Ontology annotation, cellular component: cytoplasm. NCBI's taxonomy places the organism in Eukaryota, Metazoa, Arthropoda, Insecta, Coleoptera, Curculionidae. The record is from RefSeq and is a predicted model, not a curated record. The coding region runs from base 269 to 1918 and encodes 549 amino acids. Gene Ontology annotation, molecular function: 2 iron, 2 sulfur cluster binding; oxidoreductase activity, acting on NAD(P)H; flavin adenine dinucleotide binding. The transcript is spliced from 9 exons.